CAGCUCCAGCAGGGACCCAGCCAGAGCCGCCUGCUCGCUCGGCCCAGCGGCAGCGGCGGCGCCGUCAUGGACUGGCUCAUGGGCGGCGAAAGACCUGUACUUUCUCAAACUCCCAAAACUGGAUUAAGCUGCAAAAUGGUCCUACAGGCAGUGGGCAAAGUAUUAAGGAAAUCCAAGGGAAAACCAAAUGGUAAAAAGCCUGCACCAGAAGAAAAGAAACUCUACUUAGAGCCAGAAUAUACAAAGUCCAGGAUCACUGACUUUGAAUUCAAAGAAUUAGUCAUGUUACCACGUGAAAUAGAUCUUAAUGAAUGGCUAGCUAGCAACACAACAACAUUUUUCCAUCAUAUCAAUUUACAGUAUAGUACAAUCUCUGAAUUUUGUACGGGAGAGUCAUGUCAGACCAUGGCAGUGUGCAAUACACAAUACUACUGGUAUGAUGAACGGGGAAAGAAGAUCAAAUGUACUGCCCCUCAGUAUGUUGAUUUUGUCAUGAGCUCAGUGCAGAAGCUAGUGACAGAUGAGGACGUCUUUCCUACAAAAUAUGGCAAGGAAUUCCCCAACUCCUUUGAGUCUCUAGUGAAGAAAAUUUGCAAGUACUUGUUCCAUGUGCUGGCCCACAUCUAUUCAUCACACUUCAAGGAAACAUUGGCACUGGAGUUGCAUGGACAUUUGAACACACUCUACAUACACUUCAUCCUAUUCAUCAGGGAGUUCAACCUGGUGGACCCUAAAGAAACCACCAUCAUGGACGACCUCACAGAGGUCCUCUGUAGCAGCAGUGGGAGCAGCAGCAGCAGUAAUGGAAGCGGCAAUGGCAGCAGUGGUAGUGGCAGCAGCAGCGGGGGCAGCAGUAGCGCCGGAGCACAGAAUCAUGUGAAAGAGAGAUGAGUCUUCCCAACAGGAACAAGCUAAAUGCUAACACUUUUUUUUAAAAAAAAUACUCUAUAUUCUCUGUGUGUAUGUGUAUGUAUAUGUGCAUAUGUAUAUAUAUACAAACAUACACAGCCAUGACAGUUUAAGCAAUUAUGCUGCCACCACAGGACAUGUAGAUGUACGGGACUGUAUGGAGCUUUGGUUAAAUGCAUCAUCCUUGGCAAGAAGUUGCACCAAUUUUAUUUUAUUUCCCCCCCCCCCCCCCCCCCCGCUGCCUUUCUUCCCUUCCCCAUGAGAUGGAUGAUGAGUGCUGUUUUUAGAGAAGAACCACAUUUUUUUGAGUUGGGCUACUGCUUUUGAGGUUUGUUUUGUUUUGUUUUGUUCUGCCACUCCCCUCCCUUUUAGGUGGGAGGGAGUCCUUGAAUGCAAGCCCCUUUCUGUCUCUUCAUCUCUCUAGGAUGGUGGUACUGCCAUUUUAAAAAUGUUAUAAGAAAUGACUUGUAAAGAUGCAGAUACUUUGUUGUUCUGUGAGGGGGUGGCAUUAAGAUUUCUUUGUUUUUACCUAAAUUGACACUUUCCUUCCCCUUCUUUGACCUUUUGCAUCUAGCCCUUUGGGUGGCUUAUAAUGGAAAGAAGAGCUUUGGCUCAACUAGAGUAGCAAUAAGGUUUCCAGCACACUUAAUGGAUGUGGAUCUCAGACUACCUGGUCUCAGUGUGUGAAUCUGAAAGAGUCUCCUCUUACUGCUCCUAGUUUCUCUACCCAACCCUUGGCUCCUCUUUUCCCAGACACAAAUACCAGGAUUUAAAAAUAGUGAAGGGAUUAGAGUCCAAGUGCAGUGGUAAAAGCCAGAACCAUUUACUUUGCAUUGAACAGCAGGGGCAAGAUGGAAAGGGCACACCAUCUGUCACCACCAGUGCUAGAGAGAUGGCUGUUGGCAUAUAAUUAUAUUGUUGGCUUAUUUUAGUUCAUCUGUCCAAUAAUAAUAAUAAUAAUAAAAAAUCUAUCAGGCAAA
Messenger RNA from Sceloporus undulatus (fence lizard), 1889 nucleotides. It is a transcript of the gene MOB2, whose product is annotated as MOB kinase activator 2. Lineage: Eukaryota; Metazoa; Chordata; Lepidosauria; Squamata; Phrynosomatidae. Gene Ontology annotation, biological process: positive regulation of protein phosphorylation; signal transduction. The record is from RefSeq and is a predicted model, not a curated record. Gene Ontology annotation, cellular component: nucleus; cytoplasm. The transcript is spliced from 6 exons. Gene Ontology annotation, molecular function: protein kinase activator activity. The coding region runs from base 67 to 891 and encodes 274 amino acids.